AUGCCAUUCCCAAAGUCCCAGAAGCUGACUGGCACUGAUCUUAUCCAUGGGGAUGCUGAACUGACAGGCCCAGAGGUUGCUCCAUCUAUCUCGGUAUCAACUACAUUUAGAGCCUUGGACCCCUUCAGAGAAAAUGGCAGCCUCAACAACCUUGAUAUGCGCAACCCCCCUCGGCAUGUUUAUUCCAGAUACACUCAGGGAGUGAGCACUCGUGCUGAGCGAAUUUUGAGCCGAAUUAACAAUGGCUUUGCGAUCACCUAUGCCUCUGGUCUCGCAGCCUCGUAUGCGGCACUCGUCUUCUUCCAACCUAAACGAAUUGCCAUCAGAGGCGGAUAUCAUGGCUGUCAUGCAACCAUCGCAGUUUAUAAGAAGAACCAAGGAAUCGACAUCGAAUUGAUCGACUUGGAUGCGGGGUAUCGACCUGGUGAUCUUUGUUGGCUGGAAACACCCGUAAAUCCUACAGGAGAAUCCAGGGAUAUUCAGCACUACGCGGAUAAGGUACAUAAAGUAGGAGGAAAGAUUGUAGUGGACUCCACAUUUGGGCCCCCGCCUCUCCAAUACCCCUUCGAAUUUGGAGCUGAUUGCGUUCUCCAUUCAGGAACGAAAUACUUUGGCGGACACUCCGACUUGCUGGCCGGCGUGUUGGUUGUUAAGACCUUGAACGAGUGGAAUCAGCUGCAGUCUGAUAGGACGUUCCUGGGCAGUAUGAUGGGCUCACUCGAAUCGUGGCUUCUCCUCCGGUCCUUGAGAACCCUUCAUUUGAGAGUACCCCGCCAAUCCGCCUCUGCCACUGUUCUUGCGCAGUGGCUAGACUCCGUCGCUAAAACGCCUGUCGGACAAAGCUUUGACGGCGUCCCUGGUGGCGUCGUGGCUCAAGUCUGGCAUUCUGCCUUGCAAGGAGUAGACGAGCGAGGGUUUGACCCCAGUAAGCAAAUGCAGGGAGGCUGGAACGCCACUUUUGCCAUACAUCUCUCAAAACCGGAGCAAGCCCGUCAAUUUCCUCACCUCUUGAAGUAUUUUGUACCGGCUACUAGCUUGGGCGGUGUCGAAUCACUUGUCGAGCAUCGUAUCCAGAGCGAUCCGGGUGCCGAUUCUCGUUUGAUCAGGUUGAGUAUUGGGGUCGAAGACGUCGAGGAUUUGAAAGAAGACUUGAAACAAGCUUUACAGAACUUGGUCCUCAUCACGGCAAAACUGUGA
Cyclocybe aegerita is the source of this 1197-nucleotide messenger RNA. NCBI's taxonomy places the organism in Eukaryota, Fungi, Basidiomycota, Agaricomycetes, Agaricales, Hemipholiotaceae. The record is from the annotation of a GenBank genome assembly.